Molecule: messenger RNA, 492 nt
Organism: Vicia faba (fava bean)
Lineage: Eukaryota; Viridiplantae; Streptophyta; Magnoliopsida; Fabales; Fabaceae
Source: the annotation of a GenBank genome assembly
AUGGCCAGACCUGUGGAGAAAAUAAGUGACAUCAAUGACAACAAAGAAUUAUGGAAACUGGCAGUCAGGGUGCAUCACAGAUGGAACGUUGUCUCCAACAACAAAGUUCAUUUUGAGAUGAUUUUUGUUGACAAAGCUGGUGGUGACAUACAUGUUGUUGUCCCAGCAGCCCAUAUGUCUCUGUUUGAUAAAAAAACUCGCAUUGGGUCGUACUUACACGGAUCUGCUGCUAGACUCAGACAGGCAACAAGAAACAACAAGUUAAUAUGCAACAACACUUUGAACUGCACCCUUUGGGAGUCUUAUGUUGAACAAUUCGUCAAGUAUAACCAGGAUCGGGCCGAUGCGUCUGUCCCAAUUGUUGUUUUGCUUCAAUAUGCAAAAGUGAAGGAAGAGGGAAAGUAUCCACUAUCAGUGACAAACACCUAUCAUGUAACUAUGUUGUGCCUCGAUGCUGAUUUUCCUCUGGUGAAAGAGUUUAUAGACCGAUAG